GAUGAAUUAGAUUCCCAACCUUUGCGGUCAAGUCGGCUACAAAUAUGAUGCAUGAUACAAUAAUUUAAAAGUCAACAGAUUCUUUGUCACGUUUUGUGACUUUUCUUCUCCCAAUGUCUGUAUAAAAAAAACCAAACAAAAGUUGAAACAAACAAGAGUGAUUGAUUUAAAAUAAAAAUUGUCAUUUUAGGUACAGAAAUUAAACGCUAUAAAUUUUAUCGUUUCUUAAUUUCCGUUUGUUUUUACAGUGGCCUUCGAAUCAUGGACAUGUGCACAUUGGAGAAGCGAGGUAACUUGUUCAUUUUAACGUUGACCGGCGAAGACGAGCACCGUUUAAACCCGAUCCGAAUCGACUCAAUCCGGUCAGCAUUGAACCGGAUCCGAUCCGACCCAACCUCCCACUCCGGCUCCGUUCUCAUCACCACCGCUCACGGAAAGUUCUUCUCCAACGGCUAUGAUCUCGCUUGGGCAGGCUCUUCACCAGACAAGAUCUGUCUAAUGUCUUCUAAGCUCCGAGCUCUCAUCAACGACCUAAUCUCUUUUCCUAUGCCUACCAUCGCCGCCAUCACUGGCCACGCCUGCGCCGCUGGACUCAUCUUGGCCCUUAGCCAUGACUAUAUUGUUAUGAGAAAAGAUCGAGGGUUUUUGUAUAUGAGUGAAAUGAAUAUCGGGAUGAAGUUUCCAGCUUGGUUCGUAACCGUCAUAAGCUGCAAGAUCGGCGAUGCCGCAGUACGGCGAGAGGUUGUGCUAAAAGCGGAGAAGUUAACGGCGGAGCAAGGAGUGGAGAGGAGAAUUGUGACGGCGGCGUACGAUUCGGCGGAGGAGACGAUGAAAGGGGCGGUGGAAUUAGGAGAAAAGUUGGCUGAAAAAGGAUGGAACGGAGAAGUUUAUAGUGAAAAUAGAAAGGUGCUUUAUAAAGAUGUUUUAGAUAAGCUCGGAGCUGAUGAAACCACAGAAGAUGCGAAAAAAGUUGCAAUUGCAGCUUCUAAAAUGUAGCGUGACAAAUGUACUUGAAGUUAUUUUUCUUCUUUAUGCUUCAAUUAAAGACAGUUAUCACUAUUAAUAUAUCUUUUUUUUGGUUUUAAAUUAUUUGAAUUUAGUUUUGGAGUGAUAAAAUGCAUGCAUAAAUAUUUGGUUUGCUUA
Messenger RNA from Durio zibethinus, 1143 nucleotides. RefSeq names its product enoyl-CoA delta isomerase 1, peroxisomal-like. The record is from RefSeq and is a predicted model, not a curated record. NCBI's taxonomy places the organism in Eukaryota, Viridiplantae, Streptophyta, Magnoliopsida, Malvales, Malvaceae. Gene Ontology annotation, cellular component: peroxisome. Gene Ontology annotation, molecular function: delta(3)-delta(2)-enoyl-CoA isomerase activity. Gene Ontology annotation, biological process: fatty acid beta-oxidation.